Messenger RNA from Cyprinus carpio (common carp), 585 nucleotides. Its product is annotated as protein sel-1 homolog 3-like. NCBI's taxonomy places the organism in Eukaryota, Metazoa, Chordata, Actinopteri, Cypriniformes, Cyprinidae. The record is from RefSeq and is a predicted model, not a curated record. The transcript has 4 exons. The annotation marks the transcript as partial.
AUGCGCGACUGCACCAUGAACACAGCAAAAAGAGAGUGGAGAGUUUGGACUCUAGGUUUGCUGUUUCAUUUUGGGUUUUGGUGGAGAAACCUUGCAGUAACCAUUUUAUGUGGACUUCUGCUCCACAUUGAUGCUGAAAAUAAUUAUGCCACUACUUCAUUGUUUCUCACUGACACUCGUAAGGCUGUGAACCACUCAAACGACUUUCACUCAUUUCUGUUUUGUAUCACUUACAGAAUUCAUUUUUGUCUGAUUUGUUCAGGUAAGAUUCACAUCCAGGUGCAUGGAGACACUGGCCACACAUCAGCGUUCCUUUCACCUUUUAAGGUUCCUCUUCAUCAGUGGUGUCGUCAUAGCCUGGAGAUUCUGGGGCGUGUGGUGAAAAGUUCUAUUGCAUGUAUGGAAGGACAGCAGAAAUUUGUUAGCACAGCUGAGCACAUAUUUGGCAAGAAUGUCAUGUUGGAUGACACACAUGGCUAUUUUGUGAUUGGUGGAGGUAAAUUCAUACGAGGCAUUGGAGGAUAUUAUGGACCAGCUACAUACUAUCAUAUACAGGGGCUCCCAGCUGAUCAGGUAGGAUACGGU